Molecule: messenger RNA, 2544 nt
Organism: Hyla sarda
Lineage: Eukaryota; Metazoa; Chordata; Amphibia; Anura; Hylidae
Gene: RCOR3
Product: REST corepressor 3
Exons: 12
Coding region: 308-1927 (539 amino acids)
Biological process (GO): negative regulation of DNA-templated transcription; regulation of transcription by RNA polymerase II
Cellular component (GO): histone deacetylase complex; transcription regulator complex
Molecular function (GO): transcription corepressor activity
Source: RefSeq, a predicted model, not a curated record
CCCUCCGCAGCAGGACACCACACGGCGGCCCCCUCCACCAGGUCAAGGAGUUCAGCGCCCACUCAGCCCUAAUCCCCCUGCCUCCCGUCCACCCAUCCUAUCCUCCUUACACUCAACACCCGCUCCCCUCACAGCACCCAGCCGCACACCUCCCCCCAGAUCACAUGACCGACCUAAGCGCGGAGCCCGGCGGCGGAGUGAUACCAGGAGAGCAGCAGUGAGGAGAGUGCGUGUGAGUGCGCCCCAGCCUCCUCCAUAUUAACUAGUCCCCCUUUCACCUAUCUGAGACCGGGCGGGAGCCGCAGCCAUGCCGGGGAUGAUGGACAAGGGAACCGAAUUUCUGGGCAAGAACCGCUCCAACGGCACCAAGAGCCCGUCCAGCGCCUCCAAUGGGCACUACUCCGAGGACAGCGGCGGCAGCGACGACGAGCACGAUGUGGGCAUGAGGGUGGGAGCCGACUUCCAGGCCCGGAUCCCCGACUACGAGCCCGGUGCUACUAAGUACACGGAUAAAGAUAAUGGAGGAAUGCUGGUGUGGUCUCCUUAUCACAGUAUAACUGAUCUGAAGUUGGAUGAAUACAUUGCUAUAGCAAAAGAAAAGCAUGGCUACAACGUGGAGCAGGCUCUUGGAAUGCUUUUUUGGCACAAACACAACAUUGAAAAAUCACUUGCUGAUUUGCCCAAUUUUACUCCCUUCCCUGAUGAGUGGACGGUUGAAGAUAAAGUCUUGUUUGAACAAGCAUUUAGCUUCCAUGGAAAAAGCUUCCAUAGAAUACAGCAAAUGCUUCCUGAUAAGACCAUAGCAAGUCUGGUAAAAUACUACUACUCCUGGAAAAAAACGCGUUCUCGGACAAGUUUGAUGGAUCGGCAAGCAAGGAAAUUAGCCAGUAAAAAUAAUAAUGGUGAAAGUGAUGAAGAUGUGGAGGAAGCGCAUCCAAAGGAGGCACAAGAUACCGAUUAUGACCCUAAAAAAGAAGCGAAAAAAGAACCAAGUGGAGAAACCAUUAUUCAGCCUGUCAAGGUUGCUCUUGGUAGAAGAGAAUACCAAAGUUUACAGCACCGUCACCACUCCCAGAGGUCUAAAUGUCGUCCUCCAAAGGGAAUGUAUAUAAGUAAGGAUGAUGUAGUAGCUGUGUCCUGUAGCCCUAACGCUGCCAAUACUAUCCUUCGUCAAUUGGAUAUGGAAUUAAUAUCCCUAAAACGUCAGGUUCAGAACACUAAGCAAGUUAACAGUGCACUAAAGCAAAAGCUGGAAGGAGGCAUAGAAGAGUUCAAACCCGCAGAGUCAAAUCAGAAAAUAAAUGCUCGUUGGACGACAGAAGAACAGCUUCUCGCAGUACAAGGUGUCCGCAAAUAUGGUAAAGAUUUUCAAGCUAUUGCAGAUGUAAUUGGCAACAAGACUGUUGGUCAAGUGAAGAACUUCUUUGUAAACUACAGGCGUCGCUUUAACUUAGAGGAGGUAUUGCAGGAAUGGGAAGCAGAACAAGGAACCCAGGCCUCUAAUGGUGAUGCUUCUACUUUAGGGGAUGACACAAAAAACACUUCUCAUGUGCCAUCAGGAAAGAGCACUGAUGAAGAGGAUGAGACCCAGAGCAGUCAGCCAGCACCACCCUCCGGCCAGUCACCUCCAGCACAGCCCGUAGCCCCAGCGCCGACAGCUUCAUCAACACCCUUGAAUCAGCCUCCACCUCUUCUUCGUCCAACGCUUCCAGCAGCUCCUGCUUUACACCGGCAGCCUCCACCUCUACAGCAGCAAGCGCGAUUUGUUCAGCCAAGGCCGACCCUCAACCAGCCUCCACCUCCAUUAAUUCGCCCAGCUAGCUCUUUACCUCCUCGCCUAAACCCGAGGCCAGCGGUGACCAGUUCUGUCCAACAAGCCUCAUCUCUUAUCGGGAUUCAGACUGAACCACAGCCCACGAUGCAUUGAUGUAAAUAUCUUAACCCCCUAAACCUGGAACUUUAUUACUUUAUAUGGGAGUAACCUUGGAGCCAUUCACAAAGCUGAGUUUAUGAUGUUUAGACAACAUCAAUUUCAGACCUUUAAAAAAAAAAAGACUGUUUACCGUACAUAAAAUUGAUCCCGAAUGUAUUGUAAGCUUUUUAUAUAAAUAUAUAUAUAUACAGUCAGACAUAAGCAUUCUGUAAACCAAAGUGUUCUCAAUGUUAAGACUGAUCUGUUACGUGUUCCUGUGUGUCAUAUUUCAGCAUUUACGUGCUGACCAUAUGCAAUACAUUGCAGAUGGAUUUGAACUGUAGGUAUUUAGCUUGGUGAGAUGCAGUUUUCAUAUCAAUCUUACAGUGAAGGCAGCCAUUAGGCAUUUUAGCCACGUGUCUUGUACCUCAGUGACUAUUUGUUUCCUAGUGUUUUGUGAGUGUUGUCUCAACCAAUAAUAUGGCCUCCACUGUGUGUAGAUGAUCACUCCAUGGCUUCAUUUUUCUCCUUUUUUAAGCUCUUUUUACUUGAUAAACUUUAGAGAAAAAAAAAAUUAAAAUUCUAUGGGAAUCACUCAUCACCCCAUGAAAUAUUGCAAGGCUUUUUCUUGU